UUCAACUUAAACAAAAAUUAAUUACCAAUUUCAAUAAAGUUGCACAAAAUUCGUUAGUUUAAUUAGGAAGAAAAUGCAUCCUCGGAUAGAUCAGUAUCGGCAUUACCAACAACAGCCACAGCAGCAACAACAGCAACAGACACCACAACGGAUCCUGUAUCUGACACGGAGACCCGAGCAGAGACCAGAACCGGAACAGGAGCGCAUCGUAGUUAUAAUCGAUGAUGCAACGUUGAAAUUAUUUGUGCGAAGAGUUUAUUUAUAUGCGGUCAUAUUCAUAUUGGUUACAUCGAUGACCUGGCUGCUGGUCGCGUGGACCAAUUUUGCAUUUGAUAAAGCAGUUCCCGUGCCGUACUUUGUGUGGAUCUUGUUGUCAUUCCUUUUGCUGAUGAUAAUGAAUUGCGUUCCGCAAACGCGAUACAUUUUUCCCAUCAAUUGGGUGAUGACGAUCUCUAUAGUGAUAUUAUUAAUCCUUGCAGGGGCUUGUUUAGUACAAAUAUUUCCGGUUCUCAUCCUGUUUGCGAGUCUUGUAGUCUCAGUUGCGAUAGUUGGGAUAUUAUAUGCAUGUGGUGCAAUGUGCCCACAAAAACUACUGCCUGGAGUCCUUUGUACUGCGUGUCUAUCUUGUAUUUUGAUCAUAAAUAUGUUUGUAUUCCUCAUACUGAUCAUCUUCCUAAGGAAUCCUAUCAUUGGUCUAGUGUUUGCCAUAUCACUGUUUUGUUUGCUUACUGUAAUGAUGCCUUUCCAUGCACAGUAUAUUCAUGGCCGUCUUGAGAUUGUGCCUCUGCUGGAUGUGCUGCACUGUGCCCUGUCCAUCCACAUUUACUUUGUACUUACAUUAUUUGCCAUUAACUAUUUGUACUUUUACCUUACAUACAAAUAAUAU
Messenger RNA from Drosophila innubila, 886 nucleotides. RefSeq lists its product as uncharacterized. NCBI's taxonomy places the organism in Eukaryota, Metazoa, Arthropoda, Insecta, Diptera, Drosophilidae. The coding region runs from base 74 to 883 and encodes 269 amino acids. The record is from RefSeq and is a predicted model, not a curated record. The transcript has a single exon.